Mixia osmundae IAM 14324 is the source of this 3681-nucleotide messenger RNA. RefSeq lists its product as uncharacterized. The record is from RefSeq and is a predicted model, not a curated record. The transcript is spliced from 3 exons. Gene Ontology annotation, molecular function: nuclear export signal receptor activity. Gene Ontology annotation, biological process: protein export from nucleus. The coding region runs from base 1 to 3681 and encodes 1226 amino acids. Gene Ontology annotation, cellular component: nuclear pore; cytoplasm. NCBI's taxonomy places the organism in Eukaryota, Fungi, Basidiomycota, Mixiomycetes, Mixiales, Mixiaceae.
AUGCAAGCUCAAGACUUGCAAGUCGCCCAACACCAUCUUGAAGCCGCAUGCGCAGCCUCAGACAAUGUCAGGGAUCGACAGGCUCGCAUACUGGGCGAGUCAAAGAUACUUGAAUGGAAAACGACGGUCGGCAAGGGUGCAAACGCGAUACAGGCAGCUCAGCAUAUCCUUCAGCACUCUCGCAGUCAGACGGCGCUCUUUCACGCAUGUCUUUUGCUUCAGAGCGCUCUGCCACAUUGCUUGCUCUCUCAGCUCUUGCCCAUCGACACAAUCUGGGAGCUCAGGACCUGGCUCAUCCAAUAUGCAAUCGGCAGUCGAGCUCAAGGCAGCCGUCGUCUUGGCUUCAUCGGGCGACAGGUCAUUGAGAUCAUCGCAGCAGUCACACGCGCAGGCUUUGCAUUAGAUACACAUGCUAGCUCAGGGGCAUCGGGAUGGUCGAAUGAGCAUAGGCAUCAGGUCGCUGCUCAACUUGAGCAAUUGCUGUCCUCGCCAGAUGCUGCUGCCGGUCUGACCGCGGAUCAUCUAUACCAUCAUGAAGUGGGCAUGUCACUUGCCGCCAGCUUUGUGAAUCACUUUGACGAGCUCGAUGCUUUUGGCAAUCGCAAACGACGAAAGCUGACCGACGAACUAUCCUGGAAAGAGUCAGACAUCGCAAAGCAAACCUACCAGGAUGCUCUGCACCCACUCUCGCUGCGACUGACGCUCGAUCUACUGGACCAUGCCGCUGCCACUUCGUCCGAGGACACGAUAGGCUUGUUCACUGGCCUGAUGAGCACGCUCGAAGCGUUGAUCAGCUUCAACUUUGUUGCGUCAGGUCACAGCAGUUCCGAUACAGAGGCUCUUCCUGGCACAUUCAAUUCCACCUUUGAAUCGAUAGAUGAUGCAGAUGAAGCGGCUGGCACGAGUGUUCCUCAAGCCCGUACGGUCCCAUCGCCUGCACGCGAAACGCUGCUCGAUCCGGCCACUUUCAUACUACUGGCUCGCAUACGUAGUCAUCUUGCCAACCUUACCACCGACCGACCCGACGACGACGAUCUGCAGACCGCUGAAUCAGAUUGUCGCAUCUGCCUCGAGUACCUGAUUGCUUUGUCAGCGCAUGAUUGGCAGCAGAAGGAGUGGAAGCGAACCGUUGCAUCCGUCUUGGUUGGCAUCACGAUGAGUCUUCCAGAUCCCGCUGCCCUCAACGUGACUUCGAGUGGCCUUCUGUCCACGCUGUUCUCACUCAGUCGCUGGUACCGGGUGCUCGUCGCCACAACGCCCCUCGAGGUCUUACUGGAAGCGCUGUCGCCGCCCUAUGAGCCAGGAGAACCAGAGAUCACGUUUGCCACCUUUCUCAUCUGCCUGCAAAAGGUCUCCUCGCUCAGUCUGCAAGCUACUCAGCCUGUGGUCGUGACAGCAGACCAAGAGAUGGGCGCGCAAGCAGCUGUGGACGCAUGGGAUGAAAGCGAGAAGCUUGGCCUCGAAGCAUUUCAGGAGGCGGCACAGACGUAUACGCAUCUUGCGAGCCUGGCAGAUGCAGCAUGGCCGGACCUGAACCCUCAUGAUCACCCUCCAUACGCAAAUGGCAAUGGUGUACAUGUUCAGCAGCAUCCUCAUGCAACGCUGUUCGCACAGAUCAACGACGGCUGUCUGCUGCCGCUACAUUUCCUGCAAGCCAAAUUGACAAAUGCGAGUCAGCGGUCAGACCUUUUGGCUCGAAUGGAUGAUGCCGAUGAAGUUGAAGACGAGGAAGCCAAAGUAGGUGUGAAGGAUCGUCGCCUGUUCCGCGAUCAUCUGCUCGUUCUGGCCAAUCUUGGUCGAAGAGCUCCAGAAAAGCUAGCUGGCAGCCUCAACCAGCUCGUCAGCGCUUUAUCUGCCCGCACGCUCAAUCUGAUCCAUCGUGUGCCGUCUGCAUCCGAGACGGGUGCAGACAUAGACGAGCGCGAACGACAGCUCGAGAUUGCUUUCGAGCAUCUGCACUGGGCAAUCCUUAUCGCAACCCUUUGGCUUGCCGAUGACAUUCGAGGCGAGACACCGGCAGCUCCAAUCAGUCUAAUUGCGCUUUCAGCCCGCGUCCAGAACAUCGAGGAAGAUCCGAUUGUGCAGAUCCCGCGAAGUCUACUCAAUCUGCUUAGAGGCCUAACAGACGAAGAUGCAAACUCAUUGGUCGCCACGCGCUGCAGCCCACAGAUCCAAGAGGACCUGUUCUGGUUCCUCGGCAUCUUCGCGCCGUCUUAUGUUCUCACCGAUCCCACUUACACCGGUCCCCUCAGUUCGUCCCUUGAAGCAACCUUCGGUGGGCCUGCCGGUAGCGAGGUCCUCGACUUCGCGUUACACGGCAUGACGAUCGCGCUCGUGCAAUGGACAGCAGACGCCGAUGUCCUCGGUCAGGUUGGCAAGACUCUCUCUGCCUUUUCGCGCAGUCGAGGACUUAGUUCUCAUGCCGUUGCAAGCCCAGCUUUCUCCCGUUACAUAAAUACAGUGCUAGCGCGAAGCUCGAUCUUGCCCGAAGACGCUGUCGGGGCAUUUUUCUCGUCUGCGCUCAGCAUCGAUGCAGCUGCACGGUCCGCAAGCUACCAUGGCGACUUUUUCUGGCAGAUCUCGGGCGGCAUUGAGAACCGUCUUCGCGAUCUCGUGCGAACGACGAGCGCGGAAAGCGUCAUCGAUCCGGCUAUGCUCAUUCAAAUACAGACCAGCCUUGAGAUUUGCACAAGUCUGCUUCUGACCGCUCAGCCCGCGACCGUGCCGGCCAUCGCACAAGCUUGUGGACAGAUCUGUCCUAUCGUCACAGAACUCAUGUUGCUCCGUCGACAGCAGUGGGAAAUUGCAGGCAGCGUGUUGGCAUUCUUCAGAGCGCUUGCAUCUAUGCUAGCACUCGACAUGUCUGCAGAGGCUCUGCCUGGACUUCACAGUCUGGUCGCCUACCUCGAUACAGCCAAUGAAGCCUUGCUGGAAUCUUUUCAAAGCUAUGCACCCAGCGAUAGGCGCGAGCUUUUGCGCUCGCUAUUGCUCAUCGAAAGCUCCCUUCUCGAAUUCGCUUCGACAAGCUCUUCAGCACGACAGAUAGCAGAGCGGACCAUCUGUAGCGGCAUCGAGAGGCUCGCGCUUCGAACGAGCAAGGAUUACCGGGCAGAAAGCUCAUGGCUGCGCGUGUUCAGUCAAUGUCUGCAGAUCCUGCCUGAACAGCUCAUAGGACUAUGCGCAACAGCUUCGAUGGCGCGAAUCACAAUGGCAGGUACACUUGAAAGAUCUCUGGGUAGUUCGAAGAGUGAUGCCGUCAAUACUGCGCUGGACACGCUGGCGCAAUUGUCCAGCGUGCCCGGCGAUAUUGGUCAGCUCGUCGAGCUUGUGUCCAGCGCGGCCAUCGAGAUACUGAACAUGCUUUUGCUGUUGCCGUUCGCUAUCGAUCUUCUCUUCCCGCUAGCAGAAACGCUACGGUGCCUGCUGUCCCGGUUGGCAGCAACUGGACAGCUUGAUCGUACAAUCGCUGCAUUCAGAGAUCAAUGCGGCAUCACGAAUGCUUCAGAGCGACAGCUUGUCGACUUGACGCUGCGUGAUAUCGUACACAUGCUGCUGGCAGAGGGUGUGACUGUGGCAGAUCGCUUUGGCAAGGGUCAGUCCCGGCCUAGAUUGGUCAAAGAGGCCAGGGAUGAGCUCAUUGCGAGCUUGAGAGAGUGUCGCUUGACUGUAAGCCGUCGCUGA